AUGGAGUCUAAAAUUCUUCGUAAAAUCCUCACUGCUCCUUACUUUGUCACAAAUAAAAUCAUCCCUAACGACCUUAAUGUUCCUUAUGUUUCUGACCUGGCCCAAUCCAGAUACCUAUCCUUCCAUAACAAACUUCAGAACCAUCCAAACAUUCUCGUUUCCAACCCUGCUUCCUCUUCGAUCCCUGACAACCCUCUGAGGCUUGCAAACCUUUUGGGUAACUUCAGCGUGGCGUGGACAUAUGACCUGUUCAUCACCUUAGGCCUUAUUACUGCUGUUCCAGUUUCCGCUGCGCUGGAUGUUGUCCUCUAUGGAGCUACAUUUAUUGAGAUGAAACUGGCGGGUAUAAUACUGAUCUCGAUUGGUUUCUUCCUCGUCAUGUUUCCGGACAAUUGGCCGAACUAUAUUACUCGCCUACUCAGUCGUCCUCUCCCUCGUCGAUGCCCUCUCCUCCAAUCCGGAGGAGUAAAACUGAUGGAGUGUUAA
Molecule: messenger RNA, 486 nt
Organism: Nezara viridula (southern green stink bug)
Lineage: Eukaryota; Metazoa; Arthropoda; Insecta; Hemiptera; Pentatomidae
Source: the annotation of a GenBank genome assembly